GUCACUCACAUCCAAACUGACGUGGAGCAGGAGAUCCCAGACCCCCAGACAACGAAAGAUUCCUCCCAACACCCGUCUGCAUCCCAAUAAUUGUUACAUCAUCACCGUGUUUUGCAAACAAAGACUGACUCAGUCAAGGGUCAGGGUUACAACAUAAGACAAAGGUUUUAAGAUCAUAUCUGCAGGCAUUCAAUAACGAUCCCCAACUGUAAACACAGUACAGUCUCCAUUUAGUUAUAAGUGACAGGAAGCAGUUAUAUUAACAGCAUUGUAUUAUGUGUGAAGAAAAAAAGUGAAACUGAUGGACACAGUGACCUCAGGAGCGUAACCCAGCUCUGACACAACACCUGCCUGAAACAUGACAGAGGAAACAAAACUGUUUACACUGCAGAUACAAGAACAAGUGGAGGAGCUUGAUCCAGUGUCCUGCUUUUGCCACCAGCUUGUAGGCCUGAGGCAGUUAGGAUCACGAGGUCAGGAAUCUUGCGUGUGUGUAAGUGUGUUAUGAGCCUAAUGCAAAAUGUAUUUACGUCAGAUUUGAACGCUGGGACGAAGUGAAACAAAUACCUGUGUACUUCUGUAUUAAUCUAGAUGUUGAGAUCCCUGUGGACCCGCACAUCUCUACAACCUUAACUGUAUCAGAUCCAGUGGCAGCCAAAUGUAUUUAUGUGCCGUAUUUACAUAAACAAAGGUUUACAAUUAGAGGCAUUCCAACCGCUGUGUAGGAGUCAGUUCAAUGAGAUUAUUGAGGUAAAACCCAAAGGUCACAAUGAGUCUCUUUCAUCAAUGGGAUUAAAUUUACAUAUAAUUAUGAUGAGAUGAGAUGUGGUGGCAGUGAAUAAUGUGAGUCUCAUAUUAAGCAAUUGGGCUUUUUAAUUGUUGUUAAGCGAAUUAAAUAAAGCUUUGGGGGGAGUUUCUUUUAUAAAAAAUUACAAUUAUAUAUAAUUGUUUUUUAACUCAGGAACUUUAACAGCAGAGUUAUGUCUUUAUGUGAAAAUAUUACAAGAACUUGUUUUAUCUUAUAACAGAAAUAAUAACCCCGAUGCAGGAGCCCCGUGUUAUCAUAUAGGGGCCACCUUGUGGUAAAACACAGUGCUGUCAUCUUCCAGAUUAAGAGUCACGUCAGGGCUCAAAUGAACGAGCUACAUUUGAGGGAAAGAAAAAAUCCAAACAUACAGUGGAUUAUGACCAUUUCGGAAGUCUUUUUUUCCCCGUGAUAAUAAAUAGGGACGUCUCUGCGCAGCCUAUCGGAUUCCGGGAUGCAAUACGCAUCCAAAUGAAAAGAACGCCAGUCCUUUCGCUAAUCCUUGUCUAUCCUUUUUAUCUCGGGACUCAUAGCAGUCUCAUCACUAUGGGACAGCGAAGCGGCGGGGCAAAGCCAUGCGGAUGAUAUUCGUGUAAAUGAAAGAAAAAAACAGCUCUCUUUGAAUUUAGUCGGCGCAAACGGGGCGCAUGUAGGCAAGCUGCGUAUGCGUAAAAGAGGGCCAAAAUGUUCUUCGUCUUCCUCCUGGUCCUCUACGUGGCCACAGGUGAACUCGUGUCUCCGGUGGGCUCCUGCCCGUCGCAGUGCAGCUGUUUUUACCACAACCUGAGUGACGGAUCGAAGACCAGGAGCGUGAUUUGCAAUGAUCCUGAGAUAUCGCUCGUGCCUGUCGGGUUCCCUGUUGACACGUCCAAAUUGCGGAUAGAGAAAACAGUCAUACAGCGGAUACCUAGCGACGCCUUGAACUACCUCUCCAGUCUGGAAUUCCUGUGGAUGUCUUUCAACACGCUGUCCGACCUGAGCCCGGGCAGUUUCCGGGGGCUGUUCAACCUGGAAGAGCUUCGUCUGGACGGGAAUGCGCUCACCACGUUUCCCUGGGAGUCCCUCACGGAUAUGCCCAGCCUCAGACUGCUCGAUUUGCACAACAACCAGCUCACCUCUCUGCCCGCGGAAGCCACCAUUUACAUCAAGAACCUCACCUACCUGGAUUUGUCCAGCAACAGUCUCUUGACUUUGCCGGCGGAGGUGCUCUCCACCUGGCUGGCGGCGAAACCGGUGCAAGGGCCAGAGAGUUCCAAGAUGAUACUCGGUCUCCACGACAACCCCUGGGUGUGCGACUGUCGCCUCUACGACCUGGUCCAGUUCCAGAAGUCUCCCACCCUUUCAGUGGCGUUCAUUGACACGAGGCUCCGAUGUUCAGCUCCAGAGAGCGUGUCCGGAGUCUUGUUCAGCGACGCAGAGCUGCGGCGCUGUCAGCUGCCGCGCAUCCACACGGCCGUGGCCCGCGUCAGGAGCGCUGUGGGAAACAACGUGCUGCUUCGCUGUGGGACCAUCGGCGUCCCCAUCCCAGACCUGACGUGGCGCAGGGCAGAUGGACGGGCUGUGAAUGGAACAGUUCAGCAGGAGACAUCAAAGGAUGGAAUCACCUGGUCUAUUCUCAGCGUUCCAGCUGUGUCCUAUCGUGAUUCAGGAAAGUACAUUUGCAAGGCCACUAACUACGCCGGGAACGCAGAGGCCGUCAUCUCUCUCGUCAUCUCCAACUCGUCGAAAGCCGACUGGAACCAGACAAACAGUGACAAGAAACCCAAAGUCAAGAAACCGAGCCAGAUGGGCAAAGCUGCUUACCAGGAGAAACUGGUGGCCAGAUACGUGGCUCCCACAUCUACCUCUUCAUCCCCGCCUGCCCUGGAUCCUGGCCUCCCACCCAGUCCUAAUUCUGACCCCGAACUCGCCAGUUACAGUCUGGCUGACAGAGCCACUCCCGUCCCUGUCACCACCUCCAACCCAGAUGUGCUGCUGGAUCUGGAGAAGACAAACUUGAGCAACUUGGCGGCCAACACCUCAUCGCUGCAGCAGGACCCUGACAGGGUGGUCCGCUCAGUAAAGGUCGUGGGGGACACAGACAAUACGAUUUCCCUGAACUGGAGAGCCCCUAAAGCCAAGAACACAACAGCAUUCAGUGUGCUGUACGCUGUGUUUGGAGAGAGGGACAUGAGGAAGAUUAACGUCGGUGCGGGGCAGACGCGUGUAACCAUUGAAGGCCUGGUGCCCAGGACCAAGUACAUUGCCUGUGUGUGCGUGAGGGGGCUCAUCCCCAAGAAGGAGCAGUGUGUCAUCUUUUCCACGGAUGAAGCAGCCAGCGCAACUGGCACCCAGAGGCUGAUCAAUGUCAUUGUGAUCACAGUGGCCUGUGUCAUCGCGGUUCCCCUCACCGUCAUAGUGUGCUGUGGGGCGCUGAAGAGACGCAUAAAGAAGUACUGGGGGAAGAAAACCAAGGACAUCCAAGACUCCUAUGUGACCUUUGAAACUCUGUCACCAGGAACGAAAGCCAAAGGGCUCGAGGGUGAGUAUUUAAACAGACUGAACCCAGAAGAGUCCAACAGACUGCUGUCGGCCCGCUCCAGCCUGGACUCCGAGGCCACGGCUAAGAUAGAGGGACAGCCCAACGAGUACUUCUGCUGACAUCAUGCUCCAGCUCCGGCUCCUGCUCCACGCCACCUUCCUCGCGCUCACCCGUACCCGCGUCCCAACUCAAACCCCGACGCCCACUCACAGCCACGUCGCCCCCCGUGUCCCCAGCCCCACCUCCACCCGCACUCGCGUCCUCACCUCUGCGCUUACUCUCGCCCUCAGCCGCGCGCCAACGUGAGCCCCCCCACCUCUCGCCCCCACACGCCCACGCGGUGGGAUUCCCCCCCGCCCGUCCCCCCGCGCUGGGUCACGCCACCCACCCCGCCACCACAGAGAGCCAACUUCUAUCAAAGGACUUUUGCACGCUGCACUAUUAUGGAAAUAUCUGUUUAGAAAAUGUGUAACAUUCUAAUCAACUUUCAGUAUAUUUGACAUUGAAACGACAAACACACUCAUGCUGUUAUGGUACGUGUAAAAGAACGUUUUUAUUACUGAGCCUGUAAGAAUAACACAUGAAAAAACAGAAAGAGCAACAAUCAUAGUAAUCCACAUACGUUUCAUGUUACUUGCAUGACAGCAGCAGCAUAGAAACCUGUGCAACCUGAUCUAAUUCAAAGGGAACUCAGCGGUAGAUGCACCAUGGUUAUAUAUAUGUUUGUGUAUGAUUUGUAUAUACUUCACUGGACGAUGUACACUUACAUAUAAAGUUAAGCCUGUGCCUCUGUAUAUAUCUGUCAUAUGUUCUCAGAAGAGAUAUACACAUAGGCAUGGUUUACACUCUGGUGAAUGGAGAUAAAGCUGGAGCUGGAGGCAAGUACAGAACUAUGACACCAUGUAAAUAGGAUGGAAAUGAGGCAGAAUGAACUGUAAAACUAUUUCUAUUCCCAACAAUGAGACACACACUGAAAUAGCUCUAUGUACCUGUUUUGUGCCACCUAGAGGCAUCAUUACCCCAAUAAAUGUAGAUCUGUUCAUUCCAAUAAAAUUAUUUGAAGGAAUUAAAUAAACUUUUAUAUCAACACACCCAGUAAGUAGUGUUUGUUCUUUUAUUAGACAUACUGCACUGGUUGCAUCGCUUUCUGGGUUUUCAUUUAUUAAAAAUCUAUACGUUACAAAUAGAAAUUGGUUGCUGUUAGUCUAUUAAGAUUUUUCUAAAGAAUGGAAUCAACAAGUCAGACAAAUUUAAGUUCCUGUCUAUGAAAGGGAUAGAAGUUGUGCUUUAUUAAUUUUUAGAAG
This is a messenger RNA of Betta splendens (Siamese fighting fish), 4630 nucleotides long. It is a transcript of the gene lrit1a, whose product is annotated as leucine-rich repeat, immunoglobulin-like and transmembrane domains 1a. Bases 1490 to 3445 code for a protein of 651 amino acids. The transcript is spliced from 4 exons. Gene Ontology annotation, molecular function: protein binding. NCBI's taxonomy places the organism in Eukaryota, Metazoa, Chordata, Actinopteri, Anabantiformes, Osphronemidae. Gene Ontology annotation, cellular component: endoplasmic reticulum membrane. The record is from RefSeq and is a predicted model, not a curated record.